GAGCGCUUCUAAAAGGAUUUCCUCCAAUCGGCUAAUUCCGAGGUAUCAUGUGACUUGGAUUUGGCCCAAUCAGAACGCGUUAGCCUCCGAUUCAAACUUUCCUUCGAGGGUUCUAUCCAUGCUGUGUCCCUCGGUCGCCGUGGAGACGGACCGCGGAGUUUUGUAUUUUCGGGGCGAGACCGAUGGAGCCUCGACUCGUGGGCCCCGGGCCCUACCGAGCAACUCGUCUGUGGAAUGAGACUGUUGAGCUCUUUCGAAAUGGAAUGCCAUUACGGAAACAUCGUUUUCACUUCAAAAGCUACGAAGGUUGCUUCACUGCUUCUGAGGCUGUGGAGUGGUUACACAAACUGCUGAGACGCAACCAAAAUUUUAGCCCAGAAGUAACUCGUGCUCAAACAGUUCAGCUUCUCAAAAAGUUCCUGAAGAAUCACGUUAUUGAAGAUAUCAAAGGAAGAUGGGGCAAAGAUGAUUUUGAGGAUAAUGGUAAAUUAUAUAGGUUUCCUCCUUUCUCACCAUUAAAACCAUACCCUAAACGAUCUCCUUACCGAAAAGAAGUUGUGAAAUUCCCAAACUGGGACUUUGAAAAAAUUACUUUCCAAGAGCACAUCCCAGUGAAACCUAUCACAUUGAAUUCUGAAAUGUGGUUCAAACGUCACAGCAUAGCAAUUGGAGAAGUACCAGCAUGCAAACUCAUCCAUCGUCGACAAUUAAAAGAGGCAAAUGUAGAAGACAUAUGGAAGUCCAGGACUUCAUCAUACUUGCAAAAAACUUUAGGUUUGGAUUCUCUGAAUGAUAUUUUGGACACUAAACUUGUAAAUCCAAAGGACAUCAUUCAGAAUGUGUACAGUGUCAACAAACAAGGAACUGUCAUUUUAGAAGAUAAAUCAAAAGAGGUUCCUCACUGGGUUCUAUCAGCAAUGAAAUGCUUAGCGAACUGGCCCAGAUGUCCAGAUCUGAAACAGCCCACCUACUCAGGUUUUGAAAGAGAUGUCUUUAGAACCAUAGCAGAUUAUUAUGCACACAUGAAGGAGCCUCUUCUCACUUUCCAGUUCUUUGAUGUUUUUGUCAGCGUGCUGGGAAUCUUGCAGGAAAAGAAGCUAGCUACUGAAGCCUUGCAGAUUUGUUGUCUUCUUCUGCCACCAGCAAAUCGGCGAAAACUACAGUUGUUGAUGACGCUAAUGGCUAAGAUCCAGUCAAAUAAAGAUCUUCCACCUCUUUCAGACACACUUGGAACAAGAGCAAUGAUGGUUCAAACCUUUUCUCACUGCAUUCUUUGCUCCAAGGAUGAAGUAGACUUGGAUGAAUUAUUAGCGGCUAAAUUGGUAUCAUUCAUGAUGGACAAUUAUCAUGAGAUCUUAAAUAUUCCUUCAGCCUUAAAAACUGCAGUUGAAGAACAUAUAGCACAUCUCCGAAGAGUCCAGAUAAAAUAUCCAGAAUCGGAUAUAGAUGCUAUUUUGCCAGUGCCAUCAUUUUGUCAUCAAAUCAGCACUGAUGAGUUUGAACACCAAAAAACAAAUUGUCGUCAGGGGCCACUGGCAAAUUUGUUGGAAGAAAUCACAAUGAAUAUGGAAAUGUCCAUCAAAGAAAAGAAGAAAAGGUUGAAACGGUUUCAGAAAUCUUAUCCUGAUGUAUAUAAGGAACGUUUUCCUACUCCUGAAAGUGAAGCAGUUCUUUUUCCAGAAAAAAGUAAACAGAAACCACUGUUGACGUGGGCAUUUAAAAGACCUUUCCAGCCAUUUCAAAGAACAAGAAGCUUACGCAUGUAAGACUGAAUAAGCUGAAUGUCUAUAAUGGUCAAAAUUAAACCUUUGGAACAUCUGGAAUUCCACGUAGGUUCUGAAACAUGUUUAAUAAAGAAGAAAAUCAAGGCAGAACACUGCUAAGCUGAGCCAUUAUCACUAUUUAGGAGGAAAUCCCUUGGUGCUUUUUCAUUUUGUUUAUUUGUUUAAGUCGGGGUUGGGAAAUAAUGAACAGGUUCAGAUGAUCGUAUCCUAGCAUGUGGAAGUAAGAGAGUUCUUUUGCUUACACCUGUAGCCUGAUUGUGCAAGUUGCAGUUAAACCAAGAAGUCUCUGAAAAUCUUUGUUUCUAGUAUCGUCCAAAUUGAGUUAUUAAAAUAAUAUCAAAAACACUGGAGGUAUUCUAGUAUUAUCCUAGUGGUUGGGUAAAACUGUGAUGGGUAAAACAUGUUUUUACGGCUUGCUGAGUAAACUAUAUUUAAGACAAACAUUAGUUUAGAGGAAUGUGUGAACCCAGUAGCCAUCCCUAGAGAGUAGAUAAAUAGUAAUUUUCUAUUCUUCCUGUUGAGGUCUGAAGUUACCUUGAGAUCCUGAGCAGUUGUAGAGAGGCACAGAACUUGGGCUGAGUUCACCAAAUGGCCUCUGCUCAACAAGCCUCCCUUACAGAUAGUCCUUGACAUACGACAUCAAUUAAACCCAAAAUUUCUGUUGCGAAGCAAGAUAGUUAUUAAGCGUGCUUCACCCCAUUUUAUGACCUUUCUUGCCACUGUUAAGGGAAUCACUGCCGUUAUUAAAUUAGUAACACGGUUGUUAAAUGAAUCUGGCUUCCUCAUUGAGUUUGCUUGUCAAAGGGGCAUAAAAGGUGACCCUGGGAUACUGUCAUAAAUACAUGCCCAUUGCCAAACCUCUCAAUUUUGAUCAUGUGAGCAUACCUGCAAUUAACUAUGUAGAAUAGAGUGUGCCAUCCUCUUUUUUUUUUUUGAAAUAAUUUUUAUUACAAUUUUCCUUUACACAACUUUAGUACAUAUAGUAUAAUACAGUGUGUCAUCCUAAUAAUAGAACUGUUCACAUUAACUGCCUUAAUGAGGCCUGCACAGUAAUUCAGAAGUUUCUGAAAGUGUCAGCGCUGUGCAAACCAUGUUAAAGCAGCAAAAUGCAUCGCUUGGCCACAAGGCACUAUUCUGGAAGUGGCAGCAAUACCAAAAUGCAAUUCAGCAGCUGGAAACAUGGCAGCUGUUUCCAGAAUCACGCCAUGCGGCCGUGCAAUUAAGUAAUUCAGUCCAGCCCUCUGGAAGGCCUCAGAGUUCUUCAAAAGGUAAGUGACGAGAAGGGUGUUUGGUCUAAUAGGAUGGGAAUCGAGUUUAAGGCCUAGGGAGACCUGGUGGAAAUGGGGAAAGGCCUGUGGGGACCCAAGGGGCAGGAAACAGAGUAUGGGACAUUUUGGACGAUGGGGGAAGCCUUGGGAGAGCCAGGACAAGCAGGGCUAGGCCUGCUUGUCCUAUGCUAGGCCCCCCAACAGCCUCCCCCAACCCUGAGACACCCCACGUUCCGCUUCGACAUGUACUGAUUCGACAUUUAAUGACUCAUUGGGAGAGCUGGGAAAGAAGAGUCAUUAGUUGAGUUUUUCAUUUAAUGACCAUUGCAACAUGCGACUGUAAUGCCCAGGUUUUAUUUCAGUCAUAUCUCAAGGACUAUCUGUACUUCAAGAGGAAUCAUUGAUUUGCAUAUUUUAUAAAGUCUACCAUUAUGACUUAGUCAGUGAGCCAUACUUUGUACCAGUCAUGGCCUAAUUAGGCUUGUGAUCCCACUCAUUUCCUGCAAGACUCCUGUUAUUUUCUACACACACACCCUAUUUUAACAUUUUCUAUCCCUGUCUCAAAAGAAGGUAGUGAAACGGACUCAGACAUGAAGACUUCAUCUGUCUUUUCCAAUCUAUUUCCUAAAUGAUCCAAGUACAAUCAAAGAGAUUUAGAUGUUUAUAUCUUGCCUUUCUCAUUCUUGAAUGAAUCUAAUAGUGUUUGAGUUUACUCAAUACACAAGAUGGUUAAUUUUUUUUUCUGUAGUUUCCUAAACAAACCAUAUUGGCCUGUGUCAUGUCACUGGCAAUGGCUAAUGUAAUAAAAGAUUUAUGCUUAUUAGUUCCUUCUGAAUCUUAAACGAAUUUUCAUGUUUUUAAAGUUUUCAGUAUUUUCCACUGUAUAAUUUUCCAAUUUGGACAAAAUGAAUAUAAAUGGUUACUUAGAGACGUCAAGUUUAAUUGCUGCUUGCAUUUUCGUUUAUUAACUUAAGAUGUGAUUGUCUAAUGCUAUCCAUAGGGUAACAAUUACUACUGUACCUGUUACGGGAGGAUCUGAAAAGAAUUUUUCACGAAAAAACAAAUUGUACUUGUAGGCAGCACUGAAUUUUCAGAAGGGGGAAAAUGUUUUAUUUGCUUGAAUGAACUUGAAACACUGGAUCUUGUUCUGCUGACUAGGUAAAACUUUAUACUGUUGGUCUUAACAAGCAACACAAUGGAUAUGUUCUUACAAUCCUGAGCAAGAAUUUCAGAAAAGAACUUUGGAGAAUGAAGCCUUUUAAGACAUUACCGGUGUGAUAUUUCUGACACAAUACCAGACUGACUUAUGGGAAGCAAUCUGGCUGUAUCUAAAAGGCAGAAACAAGAAGUCUACUAAUCAUGUUUCACAUCCUUGCAAAAUGUGUAUAUGGUUUAUUCAUACUAUAUAUACUUUAUUCAGAGAGAUUAUUUUAUGCAAGUUAUUUAAUAUUGGAGAUAAGUUUUGAAAUGGGAAAUAAUAGUCUACUUGAAAAUAGUCAUUUGUAGGUCUUAAAGCGAUUUCUUCUAGAUAUGUGCCCUUGUUGAACUGAGCUAGGACAGCUUAAUUGUGCUUCUGUUAAUAUGAUUACGCCUUAAGUAUAUAAUAAGAUUCUCUUUCUGUAAUAUUAAAAUCACUUUUCCACAGAAAUUUUUGAAUGAAUUGUGGGGACAUAGACUCAAGCUUUGGAGAAUGAUGGAUGCAUGGGUUUUAUAUCUUUGCCAUGAUAGCACCUAAAAAGCCACCAUAUCUCCAAACCAGGGAGUGCAGUGGCUCCAGAGGUUAGGACACUAGAUUAAUGAUCGGUAGCUCCCAUUCAAGACCUUGUUGCUGCCACAGGAUGUGGUGAAAUCCCAGCACACGCUUCAGCUGAGUAGAUAAAUGGGUACCACUUUGGUGGGCAACUUAAUGGAGACAUGAAAGGAGCUUCCAACUGGGCAUCCCCCAUGCAAUAGUCAAUCAUUUCAACCCAGAAGCAUUUCGGUGCUUCCAACAUGACUAUAGUAGUAUCUCCAAACCCAUUUGUGUUAAUCUUUUGUCAUCACAGAAUAAUCCAGAAAUGGAGAAGAAAGUUAAAGUCUUUUACCAAGUGAACAAACUACUGGAGUAUUUUCUUAGGCAGAAGUAUAAAUCUCAUAACCCCAAGUGGCUGUCCCACUCAUUGCAUCAGACUCAGAGUUUGCCAAAUUCUGUAAUUUACAAUUGCAGGUCUUGCAUUUAUAAAAUUACUGCUGCUGCUCAGUUCCAGUAAGGCACAGUCAAAAUUUAAAACAAUGGUUCUUAAUGAUACGCCCUCCCAAUUUUUUGACUUUGAAUUGUUGAUUUAGUUUGUAAAAAGUGCAUUUGUAUAUGCACAAAAGAAGCAGAUUUGUUCAAAGGCAUCCAAUUCAAUUUAACAUUGGAGCUGAAGUUUUGAUUUGAAAAGGGGAGUUGACUCAAUUGCCUUCAUAAUGAAUCUCUGAAUCACAGAUUCAUUCAGCUUAGCAUGGUUUUAAAAACAAAGAGUUGCCCAUGCAACCACAAGAGAAAACUGGAAAUUUGUGCCCUAUUCAUGUAUCUCUACCACUUUAUUCUAUCAACCAUCUGCUGACUUUGCUGGAAAAUGUUAAGUAUGGUUGCCAUCCAUUCAAAGGUUGCCCUUCAUUUUUUGCCCGUAUUCUAAAUGUGGAUAGAUAUGUGUAAAAGUAAACAUAAUUUAAGAAAAGGGCAUAACAAAAGACAAGGCACUGAAUUGUCUUAUGAACUUCACUGUUGUACAAUGAUAGACAAGCUAAGUAUGUAUGUAUUGAGUGUCCUCCAAUCUACUGUACCCCUAAAGAAUUUUAGAAAAUAAAAUAUUGUUUUUAAGA
Messenger RNA from Pantherophis guttatus, 5899 nucleotides. It is a transcript of the gene DEPDC1B, whose product is annotated as DEP domain containing 1B. The record is from RefSeq and is a predicted model, not a curated record. NCBI's taxonomy places the organism in Eukaryota, Metazoa, Chordata, Lepidosauria, Squamata, Colubridae. Gene Ontology annotation, biological process: intracellular signal transduction; positive regulation of Wnt signaling pathway.